AUGUCCGAUCCGAGCUCGACAGACGAUGACCUCCUCGCCCGCCUCAACGCGCUCAAGAAGUCCUCUGUCAGCCUAGACACAAAUUACGGCGCGUCAACAACGCCUACGAACCCCCCUAAGCCUACUGAUGGCCUCGCUGCCCGCUUCGCACGUCUUGGCAGCGCGUCUCCCUCGGGCUCGCCACAGCCGUCACGUACAACGUCCACCAACAAUGCAGGCGCACCAGUCGUAGCGCCAGGGGCACCGAGCUACCUGCAAGGCAUAGCCCAGGGUAUAGGAGGCUCGAAUGUAGAGUUUAAUGAGGAAGACGAAAAGAGUCUGGAGGAGUUGCUUGGCGAGCUGAAGGGCGCCGUAGGUGACCGAAAAGAAUGGGACGUGUCCAAAGAGGAGCAACAAGAUGUCGGAAAGCUACUGAAAGACAUGCGCAAGAUACUACCAGAAGUAGUGAAUAGCCGGGCACAAGAUUCGCCGGGCGGAAAUGGGAAACGCAACCAACCAUCGAAGGAGGAACUUACAGACUGGGAGAGCAUCGAAAUCAAUGUUGGAAGUGGAGAUGUUGGUAGGGCUCAGGAAGACAUGGAAAACGAAGAAGAAGAAGAAGGCAACGAAGACAAGAAAACGAGGACCGAGGACGAUGAGGCGGACGAUGUAAUAGCGAGGGUUAUGGCGGAACUAGAGAUUAGCAACAAGUACGAUCCUCCUUCUCCUCCGUCUGGAGAUGACAGAUCGGACUCCGGAGGCCAAAAAAGCAAACCAGAGGAGAACACAACGGACGACGGCUUUACACUUCCUUCCGCCCCGAGCACCCUGCCCGAAGACGACUUCGCACGCAGUCAAGCCAUCGAGGAUGCUUUUACCGCACGCCUGGCCGCCCUAGCUGCCCCUUCUUCAUCACAGGCGGAUCCUCUUGGUCUCCCCUCUGCUCCAUCAUUUGCACCCAGGAACAAACCCCCCGUGUCUGCGAAUAUACAGAAGAAGAUUGAUGAUGAGGUUGAUACAUGGUGUAUCAUCUGCCAGGACGACGCGACUCUGAAGUGCUUGGGUUGUGACGACGAUUUAUAUUGCCAGAACUGUUGGAUGGAAGGCCAUCGAGGGGAGUCUGCUGGCUUCGAGGAGAAGCGACAUAAAGCCGUGUUGUAUUCGAAGAAGAAGAAACAACAAGCUGCUGCAUGA
Molecule: messenger RNA, 1173 nt
Organism: Alternaria arborescens
Lineage: Eukaryota; Fungi; Ascomycota; Dothideomycetes; Pleosporales; Pleosporaceae
Exons: 1
Coding region: 1-1173 (390 amino acids)
Source: RefSeq, a predicted model, not a curated record